Molecule: messenger RNA, 1560 nt
Organism: Spodoptera exigua (beet armyworm)
Lineage: Eukaryota; Metazoa; Arthropoda; Insecta; Lepidoptera; Noctuidae
Source: the annotation of a GenBank genome assembly
AUGCUCCUUCUCCUGCUGCAGGCAGGUCCAGCGUUCUGGGGGCUGAUCAACCCAGAAUGGUCGCUCUGCAACAAAGGUCGGCGCCAAUCCCCGGUCAACCUGGAACCAGACAAACUACUGUUCGACCCGAACCUACGGUUUUUACACAUAGAUAAACAUAGAAUAAACGGCUUAAUAAGCAACACAGGCCACUCGGUGAUCUUUACAGUGGAGAACGAGACCCGGCAUCACAUCAACAUAACUGGUGGGCCUCUCUCCUACAAGUACCAGUUCCAUGAAAUCCACAUCCACUAUGGCCUACACGAUCAGUUUGGAUCAGAACAUGCCAUCAAUGGGUAUACCUUUCCAGCUGAGAUUCAAAUAUUCGGUUUUAAUUCACAACUGUAUUCAAACUUCUCCGAGGCUCUACACAAAGCUCAAGGAAUUGUUUCAAUAUCCCUAUUGUUACAGCUCGGAGAUUUAUCAAAUCCAGAACUUAGAGUAUUAACAGAAGAAUUAGAAAAUAUCAAAUACGGAGGUGCAGAGAUGCCAGUGAAUAAGCUGUCGGUCCGUGGCUUGCUACCUGAUACGGACUAUUACAUGACAUACGACGGCUCGACCACGGCCCCCGCCUGCUACGAGACCGUCACCUGGAUCAUUGUCAACAAACCUAUCUACAUCACUAAACAACAGUUACACGGCUUGAGGCGGCUGAUGCAAGGCGACGCCAGGCACCCAAAGGCUCCCCUCGGCAACAACUUCAGGCCGCCCCAGCCUCUGCACCACCGAGCCGUAAGGACCAACAUUGACUUCGAUCUCAGCAAGUACCCUGGGAAAACUUGUCCAAGCAUGCAUAGAGAUAUGCAUUAUAAAGCCAAAAGCUGGACACAAUAUUGAAGCUAAUUCCACUCCGGUAGGCAUUCAAAGCAGCUACGUAGAUAUAUACAUAUAUUAGUAUGUAAGUUUGUAUAUAACUCCUGUACAGUCUAAAUCCUGCUUAUGAUGAAUGGAGCUAAAUAUUUUAAGUGUAAUAUAUUCAAUUAUCUUAAUCUAGCGCAAUGUUAGACGUAGUUUAAUGUAAUGAGUGAGUACUGUUGGUAAAAGGUUACCUAUAAUAUUUUAUUACGGCCUCUGACUAAGUAGAUUAUUUAUAGAUAUUUUCGGAUAGAUUGUUCGAAUCAUACCAUCGGAUUUGUUGUAGUCAAAUGUAUACUAAAAGUAGGAAAAUUUAUCUUUAGCUGUACUUAAUUAUUAAUUAGGUAUGUCGAAUUUACUUAAAAUUUUGUUAUCAAAAUUUCAAAAUAACAUAUCAUUUGAUCAGUCCAAAGAAAAUGUUUAUGAAUUAUUUUACCUUUCAAUGUUACAUAUCUUCUCAUGAUGUUGUUAUUUUAAUAAUAAUGUUUGUAUCAUUGUUUAGAAGUUUAUAGUUGAAUAGCAUUAAAAUCAAUUAUCGAAUGAAUUUAGCUACCUACAUAAUCAUAUCAAAUUAUAUUUACUAAUUAAGGUCUCAUUUGACGGUACUAGGUACUUUAAUGUAAUAAUAUCUAUCGCUGUAAGACGUCUAUAGCUUUAAUAAACUAU